Messenger RNA from Eimeria tenella, 837 nucleotides. RefSeq lists its product as uncharacterized. The annotation marks the transcript as partial. The record is from RefSeq and is a predicted model, not a curated record. The transcript has a single exon. NCBI's taxonomy places the organism in Eukaryota, Apicomplexa, Conoidasida, Eucoccidiorida, Eimeriidae.
AUGAAGGCCCUUAGGGGCCCCCAAGUCUCUGGGGCCCUCCUGCAGACAUGGCUGGGGGGCCCCCCAGCCAGGUUUGCUUCUGCUGCUGCUCGGGUGUACCCCUCAUAUGAGCUCACGGGACCCCCUCCUGCUGCAGCCAGCUGCCCAGCUGCUGCUGCUGCUGCUGCUGCUGCUUGCAGAUGGAGCGGCAGAGCUUCCCCCUCGCUGAGGCCUUCCAGCGUUGCUGCUCCUGCUGCAGCGUCUGCUGCAGUUCCUGCUGCAGCUUCUGCUGGCAGCAGCCGCUGCAGCAGUACGUCGUGUCGGGCUUCCUCAGCAGCAGAUGCCGACGCACAGCUCGCUCUAGAGCAGCAGCAGCAACAGCAGCAGCUGCUGCAGCUGCAGCAGCAAUGGCUACGCUCUACUCCUGAGAGCCACGUGCUGGCGAAGCAGCCACUGCGGGCCCGCACUGCAGCAGCAGCAGCAGCAGAAGACGAGCUGCUGCUGACGCCAGCAGACUGUCUGAACUUCUUCAAGCUGCACCAGGGCACGCUGCGGCCUGAGCGCUACCUGCUGCUGCUGCAGCAGCUGCAGCAGGCUCUGCACCAGGACGCUGACAGCAGCAGCAGCAGCAGCAGCAGCUGGAGGCGCUGCAUUGAUGAAGUGGACGUGGUGGCGCUGCAGAAGUGGCUGCUGCUGCGCGUGGACACGAUCCCGGCCCGUUUGCUGCUGCGUUGUUUGCUGCAGCUCGACCAGCUAGCCAUGUGCAGCAGGCUGCUGCUGCAUGCUGCAGCGCCGCUGCUGCUGCUGCAGCUGCCGCAGCUGCGCCUCCAAGGGGCGCUGCAGCUGCUGCAGCUGUAC